AUGGGUGAAAGAUCUCCUCUUCCUGUGAUCGUCUUCUCUCUUUCCGUACUUUGCAUUGAGCUCGGGAUCUCGGAUGGUUUCUCCAUGAUCCGCUGUCAAGAGACAGAGAGGAAAGCCCUCAUGGAGUUCAAGCAACGAGUCCGUGAUCCUUCCCAUCGUCUUUCUUCCUGGGUUGGGGAGGAUUGUUGUAGUUGGGAAGGCAUCCGCUGCAGCAACGUCACUGGCCAUGUUAUCGAGCUCCACCUUCGCAAUAGACAUCGGUCAGAUGUUUCAUACAUGGAUUGCUCUGAGACUAACUUCGAUGAUGAUGAUGUUGGAUGCAGAUGGGCACUGCACGGUGGCAUAACUCCAUCAUUGCUUUCUCUCCAACACCUUAAUCAUUUGGAUCUUAGCGGCAACAACUUUGAAGGAAAUCGUAUCCCAGAGUUCUUGGGAUCAUUUAGAAGACUAACAUAUCUUAAUCUCUCAAGUGCAGGCUUCGGAGGUAGAGUACCUGAUCAGCUGGGAAAUAUCUCCACCUUGCACCAACUCGACCUUUCUUAUAAUUUCUACUCGAAUUAUGAUUUGCACAUCGAAAACAUUGGAUGGAUCUCUCGUUUGACUUCUCUACAGCACCUUUACAUGAAUUGGGUUAGUUUUAGAAAUGUGUCCAAUUGGUUACAAGCAUUGAACACGCUCUCUCGUAUUCAAGUGAUUGAAUUAGUUUCUUGUGACUUGAGGACCUUUCCUCCGUCGCUGCCUCAUGUCAACUUCACAUCUCUUACAACUCUAAAUUUGGAAGACAACAUCAUCAACUCUACCGUGCCAGACUGGCUGUUUAAUAUAACCAGCCUCGAGGAGCUUUAUCUUUGUUGGAAUUACCUAUAUGGGCAAACUCCUGAUACUAUUGCCAAGUUGACAAAUCUCAGGGCACUCGACUUGUCUGGUAAUAUGUUCCACGACGACUUCAGACUAGAAGCUCUAUCCAAUCUCAGCAAGCUCCAAAUUCUCUACCUAGAAGAGGUACCAAUCAACGAUAUGCUGUCCAAUCUAGAAUCGGUUUUCUCUGGAUGCCUAAUGUUUAGCUUAAAGGAAUUGGAUCUCCACGGCACCCAGUUGAGAGGUUCCUUGCCGGAUUGGUUGGGGAACUUCAAGAAUCUCAAGUCUCUUCGUCUUUCAUACAACUUCCUCUACGGAUCAGUUCCUGCAUCUCUUGGAAAUCUAUCAUCGCUGCAAUCUUUGUUUUUAUACUCCAACGAUUUGAACGGGUCGAUUUCAGAAGGCAUCGGAGGACUGAAGGGCCUUAUCAAUUUGGAUCUCUCUAAUAACUCAUUUCGCUUUUCAAAGGUUCACUUUGCUAAUUUAUCGAGUUUAAAGUUCUUGGACAUUUCAUAUAGCUAUAUUGAUUUGAAUAAAGGUGAUGACUGGAUCCCUCCUUUUCAGCUUCAAAGUCUCUAUAUGUUCUUCUGCCAAAUAGUGCCGAGGCCUCAUUUUCCGAAAUGGCUCCGAUUGCAAACAACUCUUCGUGGUUUAGAUUUAUCAAGUACAAGUAUCAAAGAAAGGAUUCCCAACUGGCUUCCUUCCUCUCUCGAGUAUUUGUAUCUUUCCAAUAAUAAGAUUAGCGGUGAUUUGCUACAAUAUCUUCCAAACCUAAUUUCUUUGGAUCUCUCAAACAACUCGCUCUCAGGCCACCUUUCUCCAAGAAUCGCAAACAUCAUGCCAAAUCUUGAGGUUUUGGAUCUCUCUGGCAAUAAGAUUGCUGGUGAGCUGCCACAACUUUUUGGAAAGCAAACUUACUAUUUGGAUCUCUCAAAUAACUCGUUCUUGGGUCAUCUUUCAUCAAAAAUCUCAAACACAAUGCAAUAUUUAUAUUGGUUUGAUUUAUCUAUGAAUCAUCUGAGUGGGAGCAUCCCCUUGUCCUUUUGCCAAAAUAAGUAUUUGCUAGUGCUUCGAAUUUCAAAAAAUAAUUUAUCAGGAGAGAUUCCUAAUUGCUGGAAAAAUUUCUCGAGUUUGUUUAUUUUGGACGUAUCGAGCAACAAAUUACAAGGAAGAAUUCCCAACUCCCUCAGCAAUUUGCGAAGCCUACAGUCACUGCAUCUGAGCAACAAUAAUUUAAUAGGGCAAAUUCCUCUAUCCUUAAAAAGUUGUACAAACUUGGUUACUCUUGAUUUGGGCUACAACAACUUCAUUGGAAAUAUACCAGCUUGGAUUGAAGAAAGCCUACCAUUCCUUAAGACUCUCAGCUUAAGGUCGAAUGCCCUCACCGGAAGCAUUCCUGAAUUAUCUCAUCUUACAUAUCUGCAGAUAUUGGAUCUCUCCAAUAAUGCAUUUUCAGGAGCAAUACCACGUAGCUUGGGCAACUUCAGUUCAUUGAAGAGGUCUUCUUCAAGUGAAUUAUACUUCAACAACUAUAGCUACGAUGACGAAAUGUGGCUCUUCAUAAAAGGGAGUGAACUCGAGUAUACUACAAGACUGCUUUCAAUUGAUAAAGUUAUUGAUCUCUCCAACAACAGUUUGUCUGGAUACAUCCCUGAGGAGUUGGGAAAUUUGCAUGAAUUACGGAGCUUAAAUCUAUCGAGAAAUUGCCUAACAGGGGAGAUACCGAGCAAUAUUAAUGGAAUGCAACAAUUAGAAAUUCUUGAUCUCUCCAGAAAUAAUUUGUCUGGAGCAAUUCCUUCAACCUUGGCGGCGUUAAAUUUCCUGAGUGAUUUGAACUUAUCAUAUAACAAUCUUUCAGGUAGAAUUCCCACUGGUAGUCAAUUACAAACAUUUACUGAUCCAUCUAUCUAUAUCGGCAAUUCAGAUCUUUGUGGCUCUCCUCUCACCAAAUAUUGUCCAGAAGAUAUGCCAACAAAAGGUAAAGAAGAAGAGGAAAAAAAAAAAUCUAAGGACAGAAUUGAAAGUAUUUGGCUAUACAUGUGCCGUGCACUAGGAUUUAUCGUGGGAUUUUGGACGAUUUGUGGAAGCAUCUUAUUGAACUCGAGAUGGAGGAUUGCUUACUUCCAUGCUAUUGAUAGCAUGUGUGAUAGGCUCUAUGUGGUGCUGGUACUGAAUGUGGCAAUGUUCAAGAGGAAGCUACUGGUAGGAGGUCAAGUUGACUAA
This is a messenger RNA of Musa acuminata subsp. malaccensis (wild Malaysian banana), 3081 nucleotides long. Its product is annotated as receptor-like protein EIX2. Gene Ontology annotation, molecular function: protein binding. The record is from RefSeq and is a predicted model, not a curated record. Lineage: Eukaryota; Viridiplantae; Streptophyta; Magnoliopsida; Zingiberales; Musaceae.